Molecule: messenger RNA, 1597 nt
Organism: Haliotis rubra (blacklip abalone)
Lineage: Eukaryota; Metazoa; Mollusca; Gastropoda; Lepetellida; Haliotidae
Product: protein jagged-1b-like
Exons: 12
Coding region: 1-1302 (433 amino acids)
Molecular function (GO): calcium ion binding
Source: RefSeq, a predicted model, not a curated record
AUGGACUGUUUGUGGUUUCGAAGCUUGGGCUGCAUCAGCAACAUGUUCGCUAUCCCAAUCUGUACUGGCGGUGGAAGUGAGUGCGGCACCCACGGCUCCUGUGAUAACUCCACAGACACCUACGUAUACGUCUGUCGCUGUACUGAUGGGUAUUCUGGAAACCUGUGUCAAACUGCUCCCAUCUGUACUGGCGGUGGAAGCGAGUGUGGCACCCACGGCGCCUGUGAUAACUCCACGGCUACCUACGUCUGUCGCUGCACUGAUGGUUACAAGGGUGAUACGUGCACAACAGCUCCCAUCUGUACUGGCGGUGGAAGUGAGUGCGGCACCCACGGGUCCUGUGAUAACUCAAUUGCUACCUAUAUCUGUCGCUGUACUGAUGGGUAUUCCGGAAACCUGUGUCAAACGGCCCCUAUCUGUUCUGGCGGUGGAAGUGAGUGCGGCACCUACGGGUCGUGUGUUAACUCUACAGACACCUACGUCUGUCUCUGCACUGAUGGGUAUUCUGGAAACCUGUGUCAAACAGCCCCUAUCUGUACUGGCGGUGGAAGUGAGUGCGGCACCCACGGCUCCUGUGAUAACUCUACAGACACCUAUAUCUGUCGCUGCACUGAUGGGUAUUCUGGAAACCUGUGUCAAACUGCUCCCAUCUGUACUGGCGGUGGAAAUGAGUGCGGCACCCACGGCUCCUGUGAUAACUCCACAGCUACUUACGUCUGUCGCUGCACUGAUGGGUAUUCUGGAAACCUGUGUCAAACAGCCCCAGGCUGCACGGCCGGUGGGAACCAGUGUGGAGACAACGGGGAGUGCAAUACCUGUGCUACAAUAUAUACCUGCCAAUGUUACGGCGGCUAUGGUGGCGACACCUGCCAAUCCAGCCCAAAAUGCAGUGCCAGGGGUUCUGAAUGUGGCACCCACGGGACCUGCAACACGACCACCACCCCUUACGUCUGUGCCUGCAGCGACGACUACACUGGAGAUACCUGUUCUGUAGCUCCUAUCUGUACUUCCGGUGGUAACGAGUGCGGCAGUAGCGGCACCUGUGAUCGUACAUCGUCCCCCAACAAGUGUUCCUGUUCUGGUGGAUACACUGGCACACUUUGUGAAACAGCUCCGACUUGCACCACGACUGGUGGGGAGUGUCAGAACGGGGGGACGUGCAUCAUUACCGUCAUCCCCUACACGUGUACAUGUACGGCUGGUUUCACUGACACAACGUGUGGGACUCGUUCUGGGGCAAGUCACGUGAUCUUCUGCAUGACGUCACUGUUGCUGGUGGUUGUUGGAUCCCUCACCCUUUAAGCCUGACAGAACAGAUGCUGAAUAUUAGUGACCAAAUUACCACGUCGGACGUCCGUUGUUCGGUACAUCCACAAGUCCAUGGAGAUUCGUGUAACAUCUCAGUAAAUCUCAUGUUGUUGCCAUUAAACCUAAUGACUUGUUUAUUGUAAUCUCUAUGGCACGUGUGUUUGAUACAUAUAUUCCAAUACUUACCAUGUCGGGUGAAUCUCUUUAUAACAACAUGUACUAAGCCAUGAUGACGUGUUGAGUAACUGACCAACAGUUUUCCACUGAAAUAAACGGCAUAGUUCAUGCA